AACACAGGCCAAAACCCAAACCUUGACUUGGCUCGCCACUCCACACGCCAUUGCAAGUCCCGUGCUCUCUCGCUCCUUCACCUUCUACUCCCCAAACUCGAAACCCCACUUACUGAACUUUGUUAAAGUUCAUAAAUUUCACAAAAUUUUUCGACCUUCUUUGCUUCAAAAUCUACUUCCUUCAAAAUCUACUUCCUCUCCUAUCACUAACCGUUUCAAUUUUGAUUUUUGGGCUCCAUAGCUUGGAAGGCAGAAGAAGAUGGAGAAGCUUAACUUGGCCCUUGUGUCUUCCCCAAAGCCUUUGAUGUUGGGACAUGUUCCUGCAAUAGACGCCACAUCCAGAGACGUUUUCAGAAGAAAGCACUUCUCUUUUGGGAGGGUCUUAAUUGCUCCUCAUCGUUGCAGAUUCCGUGUUUCUGCACUCUCUUCCUCCCAUCGUAAUCCGAAAUCUGUGCAGGAGAAGCUGAUAGUAAAGCAUUUUGCUAGUAUUUCUUCUUCGAAUACUCAAGAAGCGACGUCAACUGGAGUUAACCCACAAUUAUCACCAUCUUCAACUAUAGGGUCACCUCUCUUCUGGAUUGGUGUUGGUGUUGGGCUUUCUGCACUGUUUUCAGUGGUAGCUUCAAGAUUAAAGAAAUAUGCAAUGCAACAAGCUUUCAAGACCAUGAUGGGCCAGAUGAAUUCACAAAAUAACCAAUUUGGCAAUGCUGCCUUUUCUCCGGGAUCUCCUUUUCCCUUUCCAAUGCCUACAGCAGCAGGGCCCACUGCACCUGCUAGUUCUGCAACUACUCAAUCUCGAGCACCUUCAGCAUCUAGUGCAUCUCAAUCCACUAUCACAGUAGAUAUACCUGCAGCAAAAGUAGAAGUUGCUCCAACUACUAAUGUUAAAGAUGAAGUCGAAGUAAAGAAUGAACCCAAAAAAAUUGCUUUUGUAGAUGUUUCUCCAGAAGAAACUGUGCAGGAGAGUCCUUUUGAAAGUUUUAAAGAUGAUGAAUCAAGUUCCGUCAAGGAAGCUCGGGUUCCAGAUGAAGUUUCUCAAAAUGGAGCCCCCUCUAACCAAGGUUUUGGUGAUUUUCCUGGUUCUCAAUCUACAAAAAAAUCAGUCUUGUCAGUGGACGCUUUGGAGAAAAUGAUGGAGGACCCAACAGUGCAGAAGAUGGUUUAUCCCUAUUUACCCGAGGAGAUGAGGAACCCUACUACCUUCAAAUGGAUGCUGCAGAAUCCACAGUACCGUCAACAACUUGAAGAAAUGCUAAACAACAUGGGUGGAAGCACAGAAUGGGACAGCCGAAUGAUGGAUACCUUAAAGAAUUUUGACCUUAAUAGUCCUGAAGUUAAGCAGCAAUUUGAUCAAAUUGGGCUUUCUCCAGAAGAAGUCAUUUCAAAGAUUAUGGCCAAUCCUGAGGUUGCAAUGGCAUUUCAAAAUCCUAGAGUUCAAGCAGCUAUCAUGGAUUGUUCGCAGAAUCCAAUGAAUAUUACUAAAUACCAAAAUGAUAAGGAGGUUAUGGAUGUCUUCAAUAAAAUAUCAGAACUCUUCCCUGGAGUAGGUUCACCUUGAUGCAUUUGUGUGUUGUUGCUGUUUGCUGGGUCAAGUUAUGCAUCCCUUUCCUGAUGACCAAUGAAGAUUAGCUCGGCCUAACCACACGGAACCAUGCAAAACUCUUAUGCUCAUGGCUGUAUACUGCAGGCUCGCGGUUACAGCUCCAUUGUGACAUGCGGAUAGUAACUGUGUCUUCUUCGCUGGGCUAAAAUAAUGCCACAGUUGGAUUUUUUUGUUUCACUAAAAUAGUUGAGAUUGUGUAGAUUGAUGUUUUAUGUUUUCAUUAAAUAUUUUGUUUGAGGCAUUGUAUUUGCAGUGUGGUUUUUGGUUGAGUAUUCAGGUGCAGUAAAAAUGUGAAUGCUUCGCAUAAUAAUUUCAUAAAGUAUAAUCUGAGAUUAGGGGCCA
Messenger RNA from Glycine soja, 1945 nucleotides. Its product is annotated as protein TIC 40, chloroplastic-like. The record is from RefSeq and is a predicted model, not a curated record. The coding region runs from base 260 to 1558 and encodes 432 amino acids. NCBI's taxonomy places the organism in Eukaryota, Viridiplantae, Streptophyta, Magnoliopsida, Fabales, Fabaceae. The transcript is spliced from 14 exons. Gene Ontology annotation, biological process: protein import into chloroplast stroma; chloroplast organization. Gene Ontology annotation, cellular component: chloroplast inner membrane; chloroplast thylakoid membrane.